CAACUCCAUCUUGACGCGCACUGGAUUGAUCGCUCUUUUUCGUCAAUUCCAACAACCAAACACUGUCCAUAUUCAUCUUUGGAACAUUACCGUCACUACAUACCAACCAAUACCACGAAAGUUCUCACGAAAACGUCAAUAAAAAUGGUUUCCAGCAUCUUCACCCUUCUCGCUCUCCCAGCCCUCGCGCUGUGCGCGCCCGCCACACUUGUGCCCCGUGGCGUUCAGGCCGGAAAAGCCAGCUUCCGCAACAACUGCCCUUACUCCGUAAAGGUGGAGGCUUUCCCCGGCAGCGGCUGCUCCAGCAACCCCGGUGCCACCGUAGCCUCCGGCUCGACCUGGUCCGACAAGCUCCAAGACUGCUCCGGCGGCAACACUGCCCUCAAGGUCUACGAGGACGGCAAGUCCAAGCCCAUGCAAUUCGAGUACGGCAUCAGCGGCGGCAUGCUCUGGUACGACAUGUCCUUCAUCGACUGCAUCAGCGGCUCCAGCGAUAUGAGCGAGUGCGCCGGAACCGCUUGGGCCAUGAAGGGCAACGACAACUGCAAGGCCUGGCAAUGCAACGGCCCCAACUGCUGCGAGCAGGGCUACUGCGACCCCUAUGCCACCAACAUGGCUGAGGAACCCACCGCUGGCUGUGGUGCCGCCGAGGGCAUCACCGAUUCUUCGCAGUUCGGUGUUGUCAUCGAUCUCUGCUAG
This is a messenger RNA of Periconia digitata, 699 nucleotides long. The record is from the annotation of a GenBank genome assembly. Lineage: Eukaryota; Fungi; Ascomycota; Dothideomycetes; Pleosporales; Periconiaceae.